Cloeon dipterum is the source of this 1884-nucleotide messenger RNA. Its product is annotated as L-asparaginase 1. The transcript has 8 exons. The record is from RefSeq and is a predicted model, not a curated record. The coding region runs from base 1 to 1821 and encodes 606 amino acids. NCBI's taxonomy places the organism in Eukaryota, Metazoa, Arthropoda, Insecta, Ephemeroptera, Baetidae. Gene Ontology annotation, molecular function: protein binding; asparaginase activity. Gene Ontology annotation, biological process: amino acid metabolic process.
AUGGCUACUCGUGCUAGGCAGGCGGCCGGAAAGGCCUCUGAGAUUCCCAGCGCUUGCAUUUCUCGGAUUUCCAGACGCACAUUCAGCUUUUCUUUUGAUCCCUGCACCGAGAGUAGGGUUCUCGUUUUGUACACCGGUGGUACGAUUGGAAUGGUUCGAAACGGCAAUGGAGCAUUAGCACCAACGGCAAAUGCACUCGUGCACUCACUGCGCCGCUACCCUGAUCUACACGAUGAGUCGUACGCACAAGCAAAGUUCAAAUCUGAUGCUACCGAUGCCCCUCUGGCGCUACCACACAUCGAAGGAAAGCGACGGGUCAUCUACUCCAUCCUGGAGUACGAUCCUUUGCUGGACUCCAGCAACAUGACCAUGGAAGACUGGAGCAAAAUGGCCGAGGACAUCAAGCGAUUUUACACCCUUUUCGACGGCUUUGUCGUCCUCCACGGCACGGACACACUCGCCUUUUCCGCGUCAGCGUUGUCCUUCAUGCUGGAAAAUCUGUCCAAGCCGGUGAUCAUCACUGGGUCGCAAAUUCCAAUGGUUGAUGCACGGAGCGACGGCAAAAGCAAUUUUCUCUCCGCACUGGUUCUGGCUGGUAACUGCGAGAUUCCCGAAGUCACCGUUUUCUUUGGAGACGUUCUGCUCAGAGGAAACAGGACUGUCAAGGCCAGUGUCGGUUCACUGAGGGCUUUCGCCUCGCCCAACUGCAGACCCCUGGCCACCGUUGGAGUUAAAAUUGAAGUUGAUUUCAAAAUCAUCAUCCGUCCUGCGAGGAUUGACAGCUUCUCGGUGCACUCGACCCUAAACAGAAACGUCGGUUUGCUUCGCCUCUUCCCCGGCAUCACAACCCAGAUGGUCCGCGCAUUCCUGCAGCCCCCCCUGGAGGGCGCCGUCCUGCAGUCCUUCGGCGCCGGAAACGUCCCUUCCAAUCGAGAAGACCUGCUCAGCGAAUUCAAAGCCGCCACCUCUCGCGGCGUGGUGCUGGUCAACUGCACGCAGUGCCAGCAGGGACUUGUCAUGAACGUCUAUGAGACGGGAAAGGCACUCACUGAGGUCGGGGUCACCAACGGAUCGGAUAUGACCCCCGAGGCGGCGCUGACCAAGUUGGCCUACGUCCUGUCAAAGAGCGAGUGGGACAUCGGCACCAAGCGCCAAAUGAUGCAGAGCUGUCUCAGAGGAGAACUGACAGUGCCCAAAGCAAAUAAUUACAACGGGAACCAUGCAAAACAGGAGGACGAGAUCGAUAGUGAAUUAAUGGCAGCCCGACUGUGCGCGGCCGUGGCCAGCAAGGACGUCGCCAGGGUCGAGGAGCUGCUGGAGAGUGGCGCUGAAAUCAACAGCGCGACGCUCGGCGACAGACGCACGGCGCUGCACGUGGCGAAUGCCGAGGGCGACGCCGGCAUCGUGCGACACCUUCUGCUGGCAGGAGCGUCGCUGGACGUGCUGGACAGACACGGCCGGUCACCCCUGAUGGACGCGGUCGCCUUCGACCACCACGAAACUAUCUCGGUGAUGCGCUCGUUCGGCGCCUCGCUGCAGUCCGGCCACUACGGCACCGAAAUUUGCGAGGCAGCUGCCAGGGGUGACGUGGUGAGACUCAAGUCAUACAAACUGGCCGGUGCAGACCUCUCGCAAACGGACCCGAGCGGAAGGACACCUCUCCACUUGGCUGCACUCUUUGCUCGUUUGCAGUGCGUUUCGCUGCUGCUAGAGGCUAAGGUUACGCACGACCCAAUGGACGCUUUGGGCGACACACCGUCGGACCUGGCAGCACGAAGAAAUUAUGGAGCCGUCCUUACCAUGAUAGAAGGAGCCGAGUGAUCAAGUGAAAUAUCCAAAGACUUAUUAACACGGUGUCAAAAUUUUGUGUAUUUUUAUUAGAGG